Trypanosoma theileri is the source of this 1260-nucleotide messenger RNA. Its product is annotated as cyclin. Gene Ontology annotation, biological process: regulation of cyclin-dependent protein serine/threonine kinase activity; mitotic cell cycle phase transition. NCBI's taxonomy places the organism in Eukaryota, Euglenozoa, Kinetoplastea, Trypanosomatida, Trypanosomatidae. The record is from RefSeq and is a predicted model, not a curated record. The coding region runs from base 1 to 1260 and encodes 419 amino acids. Gene Ontology annotation, cellular component: cyclin-dependent protein kinase holoenzyme complex; nucleus; cytoplasm. The transcript has a single exon. Gene Ontology annotation, molecular function: cyclin-dependent protein serine/threonine kinase regulator activity.
AUGGCGGGAGAAAUGAACAUUCGGACGACUAUAACGGCGGAUUCCGUUCAACGAAUAUUCGGACCGCCCGCCUCUAUUGAUUACAGAUCUCAUCCUGCAGGAGGGGAAACACUUUUGCCCAGUACCGUUUUUCAAGGCAUGAAGGAGAAGGAGAUAGCCCCGUUUGAUAAUAUCAAAAAGCUGAAGGGAACUGUUUACAGCUAUAAGAACAGGAAAAUUAUUACUUGUUGGCUGCGUGAUGUUUGCGCAGCGUUUGAUUUGAAAAGUACAACUUUGUGUCUAUCAAUCCAACUAACAGACGCUUUUAUCACAAAUUCGCUACAGAGUAUUCCUCUUAGUAAAUGUCAAUUAGCAGCUAUAACUUGCUUAUGGGUUGCUGCAAAAUUUGAAGAAAUGGAUGGUGAUUUACCAAAACUUCGAAAGAUUGUUCAUAUAUGUGAUAAGGCAUAUACAGCUCAAGAAAUUUUGGACAUGGAAGAGACAGUUCUAACUUUUUUUAAAUGGCGCCUUCCUCAUACAACCGUAAUUAACCACCUUUAUUUGCAAUUACAUAUGCUGACAAGCAAGGAUCUCGUUAAAACUGGUGACGAGACAAGGGUAAAAGAAAAAAAUGGUCUAAUUUCUCUCAAACUACUCAUUAUGAAAGAUUUCAAUUGGGAAUGGAAGUCUAUGGAAGUAGAUGUGGAGACGAAAUUAAGUGAUACACUUCCAAUGUUUUGCACCAUGUUGGGAAUUCCGGUAUCACAUAACAUUCAAAUGUUUCAACUUUUUGGUGAAAAUCUUUUGGUGGCACGAUGUGUUCCUUUAGAUGUUAUAGUGGGUUCACUGCCCCUUGAUAGCCAAGAUGAGACUCGUUUGUAUUUAUCAAACGGAAGUUUAAAUCUUGUGUUUGUUGAACAUGAUUCCUUUACCCUUUUACGCACCAUAAAUCAAAGAUUUCUAGAUCUUGCUGAAUUGCUUAUUCAAGAAGCUGUUACGCAUGUUGAAUUCUUACAAGUUCACAGUCAUGUAACAGCAUUGGGGGUUUUAACAUUGGCAAUGUGUAUAAUGGCCAAUAAUCUUGAAGAAUGUAAGAGAUCCAUUCUAUACAUUCAAAAGACACUUGGUAUUCCAGCUCCCCAGGCUUUUGCUGCCGCUCGAUUACUAUGCACUAAGUGUCAAGAAGCGAAAGAGGCUUCUUCCUCCCAUGGUAUUCAUGAGGAUAUUCCAGAGAAUAUUUUUGAACGACUGGAGGGAUGUUUAGUAGGGAAUACAGUGUAG